GGUCGAGCGAAGGUGGUCUUUCUCGCCUGGGUAAAUUGUGGAGCAGUAUUCCGGAUAAACUGGGAAGCAGGAGUCCGGACGGCGUAUUUUGCUAGCAGUGAAGUUGAUAAAGUAUUCCAGGUUAAAUGCAAUGCGUAUCGGGGCGAGUGAAUUGUGUCGAGAAGAGCACGAAUACAUGCUUAAAUUUCUGCUCGUUGGUGACUCGGAUGUUGGCAAAGACGAAAUAGCGGACCUUUUGGGGCCAUCUGUCUCAUACACUCCAGAUGCUCUCUUCAUACCAUUUGCAGUUCCUAAAACGACAACAAUACUGUUAGAGGGAAAGUUCGUGCGAUUGCAAUUGUGGAAUGCAUCAGGGCAAGGACGCUUCUCUACUAUAAUCAAAUCAUAUUCACGGGGAGUUCAAGGCAUUUUAUUGGUUUAUGACAUUACGAAUAGAUGGUCUUUUGAUGGUAUACGCCGAUGGCUUGCGGAAAUUGAUGAGCAUGCACCUGGUGUCCCGAGAAUUUUAAUCGGCAAUAGACUUCACUUGGAGUUCAACCGAGCUGUUCCGCGUCAUGAAGCAGAAUAUUUUGCCCGAAAGAGGAAUAUGCAAUAUUUCGAGAUCUCAACAUUAGCGUAUUUUAAUGUACAUGAAAGUAUCACGGAGCUAGCACGUUUGGUCAUUUCGAGAAACGGAAUGCAGUGGUUGUGGAAGAGUUCCCAAGUUGCCUCCUUGCAAGAUCUCUGUUGUCGAGCUGUCGUAAAGUAUAUUUCAAAUGUGCAUGCUAUUGAUCGACUACCUCUUCCCACAUUUCUCCAGUUAAAAGUAAGAUCCUUCGCUUCUGGUGCGGAUUUGUGUAUGCACAGUGUUAUACGGCGUCAGUAUGCGACUCCAUAUUUCAGUUCAGCAAGUAAAUACAUAACACGUUUUGUACGAGCACGAAAUACGAACACAAAAGAUCGUUUGCGAAACGCGAACUGCGAUUUGAUGUGAUGCAAAGUUCUCUAAGCUAACUGCAUAAGUGACAUGCUGUUAAAGCAGUCGUACAGUACGAAGCUAUCAGCCGCCAUACUUAAUCUUUUUUUUUCUGUGAAAAUCAUGAGAAAUUGCUUCAUUUUUUUGUAUCACUGAAAGUUAAUCUUAUGUUACAGGUUCAUUCGUUACUGGUUUUUUUCAGUUGCCACUGAUCAGAAAUAAGAUCACUCUCACUCUAAUAAUAUGAAUUUAAUUGCUGUUGGUUCUUAGAGUUAUUUAUGAUGAAUUGCUAUUAGCAAUUCAUGUCUUUUACAGAAUUCCUGAACACAGUUUAAUUCUUGUUGAACUCUUAAUCGUUUUAUAUGUGUCAAUAAAUUUGCAUUACUAAUGUAAUUCAUGUAGCUUUUUUAUUGUUGUGAGAUGUUCACUUUUCAUAUGCCGAGGAUUGUACUAUUACUCAGAUAUUGGACUGAUGCUGAAAAGCAAAACUUCGGGCAAAAUAUUUGCAUUUAACAAGGUUUUAGUUUGACGCUUUUGACUGAUGCCCUACUUAUCGAACUGAUGUUAUACAUUUUAACUAGUAGAAAUUCAAGGUCCUUCUAAGGGAAAUACUUUUCCUAUUUCUGGAAAAUAGGUCCCGAAAUGGGGCGAGAGAAUAUAAGAGCAGUAAAUUAAUCCAAGUUAUGGCAGUUGUAUCAGUUUCUCUCUACU
Loa loa (African eye worm) is the source of this 1666-nucleotide messenger RNA. RefSeq names its product Ras family protein. Gene Ontology annotation, cellular component: plasma membrane; synaptic vesicle; endosome. The coding region runs from base 131 to 973 and encodes 280 amino acids. Gene Ontology annotation, molecular function: GTPase activity; GTP binding. The record is from RefSeq and is a predicted model, not a curated record. The transcript is spliced from 8 exons. Gene Ontology annotation, biological process: intracellular signal transduction; protein localization to plasma membrane. Lineage: Eukaryota; Metazoa; Nematoda; Chromadorea; Rhabditida; Onchocercidae.